AUGCCCUCGCCGGGCGACAACUACGCCAUUCACAAAGUCUCUGUAAGACGUGCUCGCCAGGCCUGCGGUCCUUGUCGUCGUAAGAAAGCGCGCUGCCCGGGCGAAAAGCCCAUCUGUUCGUUAUGUCAACGGUUGGGACAGCGCUGCUCUUACGGUUCGCAGGCGACUCCGGGAUCAGGACCUGCUUCGGCACGUCGCUUGAACGAGCCGGGCGAGGAGAGUCAGGCUGAGGAUGCCGGUUCCCAGCGCCUGCAGCGCAUUGAGAGGAGGUUGGACGAGAUGGCGGGCAUUCUGCAGUAG
Aspergillus melleus is the source of this 300-nucleotide messenger RNA. Its product is annotated as Zn(II)2Cys6 transcription factor domain-containing protein. Lineage: Eukaryota; Fungi; Ascomycota; Eurotiomycetes; Eurotiales; Aspergillaceae. Gene Ontology annotation, molecular function: DNA-binding transcription factor activity, RNA polymerase II-specific; zinc ion binding. The transcript has 2 exons. Bases 1 to 300 code for a protein of 99 amino acids. The record is from RefSeq and is a predicted model, not a curated record. Gene Ontology annotation, biological process: regulation of DNA-templated transcription. Gene Ontology annotation, cellular component: nucleus.